CCUUCCUUCUCUCCUCUGGGUGCGCGCGCAGCAAUAGCAGCGACUGAAGAGGAACAAACAAAUAACCCAGCGGAGCCCGGGAUGCGGUUCCCUCCGACUGCCUCCCCCGCCGCUGCUCCCACCGGAUCCUAGUCGACCUUUCCGGACCUGGUGUGGGCUUUGGGGUCUGGGUCGCGAUGGGGGUGAACGCGGUGCACUGGUUCCGCAAAGGGCUCCGGCUCCACGACAACCCGGCCCUCAGGGAGGUCAUCCAAGGAGCAGACUCCGUCCGCUGCGUCUACAUCCUCGACCCUUGGUUCGCCGGCUCUUCCAACGUGGGCAUCAACCGCUGGAGGUUUUUGCUUCAGUGUCUUGAAGAUUUGGAUGCAAACUUACGCAAGCUAAAUUCUCGAUUGUUUGUCAUUCGGGGACAGCCUGCAGAUGUGUUUCCUAGGCUCUUUAAGGAAUGGAACAUCACUAAACUUUCUAUUGAAUAUGAUUCUGAACCAUUUGGGAAAGAAAGAGAUGCAGCAAUUAAGAAGUUGGCUAGUGAAGCAGGAGUGGAGGUCAUUGUACGGAUUUCACAUACUCUGUAUGACCUAGACAAAAUUAUAGAAUUGAAUGGAGGACAACCACCUCUUACUUAUAAGAGAUUCCAGACUUUAAUAAGUAGAAUGGAACCAUUGGAGAUGCCUGUAGAAACUAUUACUGCAGAAGUAAUGUCAAAGUGCACCACUCCAGUUUCUGAUGACCAUGAUGAGAAAUAUGGUGUUCCAUCACUGGAAGAACUAGGUUUUGAUACAGAUGGAUUGCCUUCUGCUGUUUGGCCUGGUGGAGAAACAGAAGCUCUUACAAGAUUGGAAAGGCACUUAGAAAGAAAAGCUUGGGUAGCAAACUUUGAACGGCCACGAAUGAAUGCCAAUUCUCUUCUUGCAAGUCCUACGGGACUUAGUCCAUAUCUGCGUUUUGGCUGCUUAUCCUGCCGCCUCUUUUAUUUCAAGUUAACAGACUUAUACAAAAAGGUAAAAAAGAACAGCUCUCCUCCUCUUUCUCUCUAUGGCCAGUUGUUGUGGCGUGAAUUCUUCUACACAGCAGCUACUAACAAUCCACGCUUUGAUAAAAUGGAAGGCAAUCCCAUAUGUGUGCAGAUUCCAUGGGACAGGAAUCCGGAGGCUUUAGCAAAAUGGGCUGAAGGCAGGACAGGGUUCCCUUGGAUUGAUGCUAUCAUGACCCAGCUGCGUCAGGAGGGCUGGAUCCACCAUUUGGCCAGACAUGCUGUGGCCUGCUUUUUGACUCGGGGUGAUCUGUGGAUUAGUUGGGAAGAAGGAAUGAAGGUAUUUGAAGAAUUGCUUCUGGAUGCUGACUGGAGUGUGAAUGCGGGCAGUUGGAUGUGGCUGUCUUGUAGCUCCUUCUUCCAGCAAUUUUUCCAUUGCUAUUGUCCUGUGGGUUUUGGCAGAAGAACUGACCCUAAUGGAGAUUAUAUCAGACGGUAUCUACCUGUACUUAGAGGUUUUCCUGCAAAAUAUAUAUAUGAUCCUUGGAAUGCUCCUGAGGGUGUCCAGAAGGCAGCAAAAUGUGUCAUAGGUGUGAAUUAUCCAAAACCAAUGGUAAAUCAUGCUGAAGCAAGUCGCUUGAAUAUUGAGAGGAUGAAACAAAUCUACCAGCAACUCUCACGAUACAGAGGAUUAGGCCUCCUUGCAUCAGUGCCAUCAAAUGGGAACGGGAAUGGAAAUGUUGGCCUAAUGGGAUAUUCACCGGGGGAGAUCAUCCCAGGUUGCACUAAUACAAGUGGAUCUCAAAUGGGAAUGAAUGAAGGGCAUGCAGGGAGUGUUCAAGCAUGUGCUCUGGGAGAAUCUCAUACAGGAACAAGUGGAAUUCAGCAGCAAGGUUAUUGUCAAGGAAAUGGUAUUUUGCAUUAUGCUCAUGGGGACAGUCAAAAAACACACUCAAUCCAGCAAGGAAGAACAUCACUUGGCACUGGAGUAUCCAAUGGAAAACGUCCAAGUCCAGAAGAGGAAACUCAAAGUGUUGGCCCAAAAGUACAGCGACAGAGCAGCAAUUAACUGGGUAAAAAUGAAAAUUCUGAAGGAAAUGAUUGAUAAAAACUUCAUACUUUAUCCAGCACCCCAAAGACUAAACAUGCCUACUGCAUAGCUGAGGAUGUAAUUCCCAGUGGAAGAGUGGACCAAGUACUAUUGAACCUAACUGGCAGUAGCCAAGAAUCCUGUUGCCAUUCAUUUCAUAUUUCUAGUUGUCAUAUAAGGAUAUCCUGUGCAUGACUUGUAUUGACAGUUUAGCUGCACUUAGUUUCUAUUUUCCCAUUAAACUGUGUUUUAACUUGGUCCUUUUUUAGAGGUUGUUGAGUGAUAAAGCCCUGCUAGCCAUAUAAGUAACAGGCACAGUGGAAAUAUUUAUUUUGUUUAUUUGAAUCAAUUUGCUAAUUUUAAUGUGCUCACAUAGUUUUUAUACUGGGAAAGUAAUUGUUAUUUUUCGUUUUAUCCAUUAUUUUCUCCUUCUGUAUUAUUCAUUUUUUCUUCUCUUUUCCUCUUUAAAGGGAUUAUCCUCUCCCACAGUAUAGCUGUGUUGCACAUGAACUUGCCUACAUAGGCUGCAGUUGUUUUUUUCCCCUACUGCUCAUCAGUUUUCAUGUUGCUACAUAUGUGUAUCAGUUAACAAAUACAUUAGUUACACAUUUAGAACAAGUAGUUAAACCUACUCUGAAGUAGCUUUGAUCCUGAUAUGAAAUAGUAAUUCUGUUCCAACUUUAUCUUGUGUUCAUAUAAUAGGGCUAUCAGUUUUCUCUUCCCGCCCUGGUGCAGACUAUAAGGGAGUUCACAGAAAGCAUUCUGUACAAAGUGUCUUAAAAGUUUUAUUGGGGAAGGGUGCCAUCUCUCUUGGUAUGUUUUCCACACCAGGACUUGUAAAUGUUUUUACCUCUGCUGAUACUUACCAGUUGGCAUAGACAAGUGGAAUAGUUUAUUUUGCUUUGUGUAAUAAUUGUAAUCGUAAAAAUUGCUCAAGCAAUAAUUCUGAGGUAUGAGUUCACUUCUUAGUUCUGUGUAAAAUGGUGUGUCAUCAACAUCUGAAAUGAAUAUGAAAACCAUUAUUAUUUAUUACUGAACUUUGUGUCUAUAUAAAAUGAAAGCAGUUUUCCCAACACACAUCCCUUAGUCUAAUCAGUGGCUUCCUGGUUAAUUUGAAUAGUAAAAAGAGCUAAAAAAGAAACAUCCAUUUGGUUAGCACUACUUUUCACCCCAUUUCCCCCGAUUUGUAUACAGUCGGCCCUUCUACAUGGAUUUUUUAUACACGGAUUCAAGCAUACACGGUUUGAAAAUGUUCAAAAAAGGUAUAAAUUUCAAAUAUCAAACCUUGAUUUUCCAUUUUUUAUUUUUGCUAUGCCAUUAUAUUUAAUGGGACUUGAGCAUACACGGAUUUUGUUAUACACGGGGGAUCUUGGAACCAUACCUCAGCGUAUAACAAGGGUCCACUGUAUACUGAAUAUGUCCUAUUAGUUCAACCUUUGAGGUAUGCCAAUAGGUAGAUUUCCACACUAAGUACUACUCAUAGUUCACAUUAUAAUAUUGCAGAAUGGCAAAAGUUUUGAAGAAAUUUUGCUUCAGGGAAUUGUUUCUUUUUAUGAAGGAAGUUUGGUAUAGCCUUGUGUUCAACUUUUAAAAUAUAAUAGAUGCCAACAGGUUGGUAUAAAAGAUCAAUCUAAUGAAGAAGAAGAAAAAAUUAAAGAACUCUUACAUUGCUUAUUCUUUUAAAUAUCUUCGAUGUGCCCUGUUUUGAUAGCAGAUUUUCAGCUGCAGAUUUGUGCACGGUUACCUGAGAGUAAAUCCAGGUGAAAUCAGUGGGGCCUAUUUCUAAGUUGUAAUGUUAGCUUUUCAAUGCAGAUGUUUCUGUGAAGAAUUCCUCCCAUCCCCACUUCCAUUCCAGCUUUAUUGGAUAUGUAUUACUAAAAUUCCUUCUGUUUAAUUUUUGCUUGGUUCUCUACUUGUUUUUCUCCAUUCUUCCUUGUCUGGACUUCUGUUGCCAGUGAGCAACCACACGUUGCAUCUUAUGGCUCUACACACAGCUGCUAUAGUUCAUUUGGACCAUUUAUGAUUUGCAGACAGGCAGUGUUUGCAACUUCAAUUAAAAUCCAUCUCAUUAAAAAUAAAAGCAUUCUAUUAACAAAUGUUGGGAUACUUAGAAGACACAGUCAGUUUAGUCACCUGCUUCAAUAUUAAAAAAAUAUCAAAAGAGAUAUUAUAUCAAGAUAUAUUGACAAUUCAUUCCUAAUGGAUUGAUUCAUUUUUAUAUUACAGCAUUGCUGAAAGAAGGAUCUACAUCCUAAAAUUUCAGGGCAAAUUUAUUUGACUUCAUAUUGGAAUUAAAAGUUUUCGUGAGAGUACUUGUAUUAAAAUGUGCAUUUUCAUACAUUUAUUUUCACAUAGUGAAUCAUUGUAUGAAAAGUAUGGUUUUUUUUGGAAUGCAUUGUUUCUAUCUGGCAUUUCUAUGGUUUUUCAAAACGUUUAAUGCUUUUAACAAAGGGGAAAUAGAGAUUUGUAAAUAAAGCAUUUGGUGAUGAGUUUGGUAACUUAAUGUAAAUAUAAGCAUUCAUGAUUAGUGAUAGACUCAUAUAUUUUUGAUAUUUCAUGUAUGGCUCUCACUAAAAGCUUUAGUGGAUAUUUGUAAAAUGGAAAGUGUUCAGGCAAUGAUGAUCUAGAAUCCUUUUUAGAUUUAAUAUUUUUAGAUUUUGGACAGGAUUUUUGACCUCUGAUCCAAGCUCUGUCUUUUCAAAAUGUCAACUCUUGUAUGUCUGUGUAUAAAAUAUAAUAGAGUUGUUACUGUUUGGAAAUACAACUGUAUAUAAGUCCCAUAUGCCAAUAUUUUUCUUAAACUACAGUUGUCAUGUAAUAUGGCCUGUCCUUGUAUUUCCUACCAUUGUCUUCAAUCACAGUGAAGAUGCCCUUGUUAAUAAAAAUGUACAUACAUCCUGUUUCA
Molecule: messenger RNA, 4968 nt
Organism: Sceloporus undulatus (fence lizard)
Lineage: Eukaryota; Metazoa; Chordata; Lepidosauria; Squamata; Phrynosomatidae
Gene: CRY1
Product: cryptochrome circadian regulator 1
Exons: 13
Coding region: 177-2042 (621 amino acids)
Biological process (GO): entrainment of circadian clock by photoperiod; negative regulation of DNA-templated transcription; circadian regulation of gene expression
Cellular component (GO): nucleus; cytoplasm
Molecular function (GO): FAD binding; DNA binding
Source: RefSeq, a predicted model, not a curated record